Poeciliopsis prolifica (blackstripe livebearer) is the source of this 1732-nucleotide messenger RNA. Its product is annotated as serine protease 33-like. The coding region runs from base 18 to 1019 and encodes 333 amino acids. Gene Ontology annotation, molecular function: serine-type endopeptidase activity. Lineage: Eukaryota; Metazoa; Chordata; Actinopteri; Cyprinodontiformes; Poeciliidae. Gene Ontology annotation, biological process: proteolysis. The record is from RefSeq and is a predicted model, not a curated record. The transcript is spliced from 6 exons.
UGUGUGUGUCCGUCAAUAUGUGUGUGAGACACAUUGCUCCAUCAGCAGUCGGUCAGGUUCAGAGCAGCAUUUCCUCAUCUUUAGAGCAGAAGCUCCAGAGUUUCUUCAUGAUGAAGGUCGGGUCGUCGUCCUCCAGCGUCCUGCUGCUGCUGACCCUCUGGGCUGCAGGGAGCAACGCACAGCUUGAUGUUUGCGGCACCGCGCCGCUCAACACGAAGAGCGGCGGGCGGAUCGUGGGCGGCCAGGCGGCGGCGGCCGGGGCGUGGCCGUGGCAGGCCCGGCUGCUCAUCCAGGAGGGCUUGUGUGGAGGGUCCCUCAUCAACAGCCAGUGGGUUCUUUCUGCUGCGCACUGCUUUUCCAGCACCAGCACGUCGGGCGUGACCGUUUCCCUCGGCCUUCUCAGUCUGGUGUCCUCCGCUAACCUGGUGUCCCGCAACGCGGCGCGGAUCAUCGUCCAUCCUGACUACAACACAAACACCAACGACAAUGACGUGGCUCUGGUGCAGCUGUCCUCCGCCGUCAACUUUACCGACUACGUCCGGCCCAUCUGCCUGGCCGCCGACGGCAGCGUCUUCCCGUCCGGACUGGACUGCUGGGUCACCGGCUGGGGGACCCUCAAAGAAGGCGGCAGCGUUUCUCAGACGCUGCAGGAAGUGGACGUUCCCAUUGUGUCCAACAGCAAGUGCAGCGCCUCCUACAGCAGCUUAACAAACAACAUGCUGUGUGCUGGUCUGACCAACGGAGGGAAGGACUCCUGCCAGGGAGACUCCGGCGGACCUCUAGUCACCAAAAACGGGACGGUGUGGGUCCAGGCCGGUGUGGUGAGCUUCGGGUUCAGCUGCGCCCAGCCCGGCUUUCCGGGAGUUUAUGCCCGAAUUUCCAACUACCAGACCUGGAUCAACAGCCAGGUGAGCGGCGAGCAGCCCGGAUUCAUCAGCUUCCAGGGCGCCGCCGCUCGCCCGCUGUCCGUGUCGCUGCUGGGCGUCUCCACGCUCAGCCUCGCUCUGCUCCUGUCCUGACCAACAAAACUGCUGUCAACAGAAGCAAUCCUUUAUUUAUGGAAAAUUCUUUACGUUGGGAGUCAUUAACGUUAUAAAAUCACAAAUAAUGUGUUUAAAAUGUACGGGACUUAUUUCGAUUUUCAUAAAAUAAAAUGAAUCCAAACUUUUCAUCAAACCUUUAAAACCCCAAUUUGAUUUUAAAUAAUUCAUUAAAAUAUUUUUUUUAUUUGAAAAGUUUAUGGUAACCUUCACCAUAGUGAUGAAAGUAUUCAUAAUAAAGUUUUAAAUAUAUUUAAAAACAAGAAACUCAUCAUCAGAACUGAGAUUAAAAUUAAAGACAGAAAAAUGUGAUUUUAUUAAAUCUUUACCGUUUGCAUGAUAAUAAAGUGCAAUAAAGUUCAAUUUAAAUGCUAUUUUCUGCUUCUUGGCUCCAAACUCAGCAGGAUUCAGUCAGAAAAACGUUUAAAGGUUUUGCUUCUGAAAUGUUUUGCACAAAUUUUACAUGAUGUAAGUGAUGACGUUUUUAGUUUCUGAUUUUGUUUGUUUUGCUGGAAUUGUUUUUGUUUUUAAACCUUUACUGUGAUCUAUUAUUAAAUGAGGGAGUUUUCGUGUUUGUGUCUUGAUAAAAAUACUCAAAAUCAGCUUUUCUCUGGUCCUAUAUGAAGUAAAUUAAUCGAAUAAAUCUAAAUAUUUUUCUGUUGGACUGUUCUUAAUAAAGGAAACAAACUGUC